AUGGGCGCUACAUCACGCGCUUGUGCGCUCUUGUUCGCCUUAGCUGCAUCUGGCCAUGCAUCUUUUCUCCUUCCAAGAGCUGAUUCGCCAAAGGUCGAGUCCAAUGUCGCUACACCAGAGUUGGAAAUUCGAGCCUUCCCAAACGCUCCGGAUGGCUACACCCCUCAAAAUACCACCUGUCCUUCGACCCGACCCACCAUUCGUAGCGCAUCUGCUCUAUCCGACAAUGAAACAUCAUGGCUGGAGAUGAGAAGGAACAACACAAUGGAUCCCAUGCGGGACUUACUAGGAAGACUGAACAUAUCUGGCUUCGACGCCGAGUCAUACAUCACCAAAUAUGCCAACAAUGCCUCAGCCCUGCCCAACAUCGCUAUUGCUGUCAGCGGAGGCGGAUACAGAGCUUGCUUGAAUGGUGGAGGUGCCGUUCAGGCCUUCGACAGCCGAGAGAUCAAUUCAACUGCUGCUGGACAUCUUGGAGGAUUAUUGCAGUCUGCGACGUACCUGGCUGGUCUAUCGGGAGGUGGAUGGCUUGUGGGCAGUAUUUACGUCAACAACUUCACGACAAUCACAGGCCUUCUCGAUAACAAUGCUAGCCCUGUCUGGCAAUUUGGUAAUUCGAUUUUCGAGGGUCCGGCUAGCGGCAGCAUUCAGGUACUAGACUCCGCGGAAUAUUACACGGAUAUCGAACACGAAGUGAGCGGAAAAGGGGACGCUGGGUUCAAUACCUCGGUGACAGAUUAUUGGGGGCGCGCUUUAUCUUUUCAACUUGUGAAUGCGAGUGACGGCGGCGCAAGCUAUACGUGGUCGUCAAUUCAAUUGCAGGAAAGCUUUGCCAAUGCCGACUCUCCCAUGCCCAUCUUGGUUACGGAUGGCCGUGCUCCAGGAGAGACCUUGAUCUCAGGGAAUACGACAAUCUACGAAUUCAACCCCUUCGAGUUUGGAACCUGGGAUCCCACUACUUAUGGCUUUGUUCCUCUGGAGUUCCUGGGAUCCAAUUUCUCAGGUGGUAUUCUGGCCAAAAAUGAACAAUGUGUUCGGGGUUUCGACAAUGCCGGUUACGUAAUGGGAACUUCGUCCUCACUCUUCAAUCAAUUCAUCCUGGACGUGAACCAAACAUCAAUACCGCAACUUGCCAAAAGCUUCGUGAGCGACAUCUUGAGCCGUUUCAGCAAGUCUGACAACGACAUUGCACAAUAUCAGCCAAAUCCCUUUUAUGGCUACAACACAAAGACCUCUCAAGUUUAUCAGGAGCCAGCCCUCAGUCUCGUCGAUGGAGGCGAAGACCUCGAAAACAUCCCUCUCCACCCGCUUAUCCAGCCAUUCCGCCAUGUGGACGUAAUUUUCGCUGUGGAUUCAUCAGCUGACACGAACAACUAUUGGCCGAAUGGCACAUCCCUCGUGGCAACCUACGAGCGCAGCUUGAACGGUACUUCUGCUGAUGCGGGGAAUCUUGCAAAUGGCACAUCAUUCCCUGCAGUUCCCGACCAAAAUACUUUCGUCAACCUAGGUCUGAACACGCGACCUACGUUCUUCGGUUGCAACUCGUCAAAUACCUCAUCUCCCACACCUCUGGUCAUCUACAUACCUAAUUCCCCCUACAUCUAUCAAAGCAACGUCUCGACCUUCGACCCGAGCUACAAUACCAGCCAGCGCGAUCUUAUCGUAGAAAAUGGCUACAAUGUGGCUACCAUGGGUAAUGGAACAGUGAACUCCACGUGGCCUGUGUGUGUAGGAUGCGCGAUUUUGCAAAGAAGCUUGGAAAGAACACAGACGGCGAUGCCACAGGUUUGCACUCAAUGCUUCGCAGACUUCUGCUGGGAUGGCACGGUCAACAGUACGAACCCGGCAGGUUACGAGCCCGCCUACAAGCUCGCCCCCGCGAAGAAGAGCGCCGCAACACGAGAAGGUGUUUCCUACAGCUUUGCCGCUAUUGUCGCAACGGCGAUAUUGGUGACGGCCUUAUAA
Molecule: messenger RNA, 1965 nt
Organism: Letharia columbiana
Lineage: Eukaryota; Fungi; Ascomycota; Lecanoromycetes; Lecanorales; Parmeliaceae
Exons: 4
Coding region: 1-1965 (654 amino acids)
Biological process (GO): glycerophospholipid catabolic process
Cellular component (GO): cytosol; intracellular membrane-bounded organelle
Molecular function (GO): A2-type glycerophospholipase activity
Source: RefSeq, a predicted model, not a curated record